CCCCCCCCCCCCCCCCCGCUUUCUUGCCUAUCUUCUUCCCCAAAUUCACUGCUCAAUUUUCAAAAAUGUCUUCUUUCAAUCCUUCUGCACCUCCCAUGCCUAAUUCAUCAUCAUCUUAUUCCUCUAAUCCAAACAAUUACAACCCUAAUUACAGUAAUAAUUACAAUCAAAAUCACAAUUACCCACCACCGGCCCAAAUCAACCAUGUGAGCCACCAAUCAUACUCUACUCCACCUUCUACUUCUAGUCUUCUUCCGUAUGGCGGUGGAAACGGCGGCGGAGCAUCAAGUUAUGGGCACAAUUACAACCCUUUUCCACCAGGAACUGACCCCGAAAUCAUUCGAAGCUUCCAGAUGGUGGACCGCGAUAACAGCGGUUUUAUUGACGAUUCUGAGCUUCAGAACGCUCUUUCUUCCGCUUACCACCGCUUCAAUCUUAGCACUAUUCGUCUACUCAUCUUCCUAUUCAAGAACCCGACUGAAAAGUCCCUCAAAAUCCGUCCAGGGGAAUUUGCUGCAUUGUGGAGUUGCCUGGGUCAAUGGCGUGCAAUAUUUGAGAGAUUCGAUAGAGAUCGAAGUGGGAAAAUUGAUGUACAGGAACUAAGGGAUGCUCUUUACAGUUUGGGAUUCGCGGUCCCUCCUUCAGUCCUUCAACUUUUGAUUUCCCGUUAUGACAAUGGGAGUGGCCAGAAAGCUCAGCUUAAUUUUGAUAGCUUUAUUGAAUGCGGCAUGGUUGUAAAGGGUUUAACGGAAAAAUUCAAAGAGAAGGACACACGUUACACUGGUUCUGCAACCAUCAGCUAUGAUGAUUUCAUGACAAUGGUUCUUCCAUAUCUUGUAACGUACAAUUAACUGAAUGUAAUUUCAUGCUGUUAUGAUUUUUGUUGGAUAUGUAAUUAUGUAUUGUUUCUAUGAGCAUAUUUGCUGUAAAUGGAGGUAGGUUAUUUUUAGGCGGAUUUUCCAUCUGGUUUGGUGUUGCAAAAAUGAAUAUCUGAAUAAAAAGUUUUCCUUUUCAGGAGACCGUCUUAGAUA
Messenger RNA from Spinacia oleracea (spinach), 1031 nucleotides. RefSeq names its product probable calcium-binding protein CML48. The record is from RefSeq and is a predicted model, not a curated record. The transcript is spliced from 5 exons. Gene Ontology annotation, molecular function: calcium ion binding. Lineage: Eukaryota; Viridiplantae; Streptophyta; Magnoliopsida; Caryophyllales; Amaranthaceae. Bases 66 to 851 code for a protein of 261 amino acids.